Mucor mucedo is the source of this 1446-nucleotide messenger RNA. RefSeq lists its product as uncharacterized. Bases 1 to 1446 code for a protein of 481 amino acids. The record is from RefSeq and is a predicted model, not a curated record. NCBI's taxonomy places the organism in Eukaryota, Fungi, Mucoromycota, Mucoromycetes, Mucorales, Mucoraceae. The transcript has 5 exons.
AUGAUUAAGGAAUCAAUUACCCAAUAUAGAUAUGGCGAACAGAAGCUUCUUACUGCAUCUCUCGUGGUAGCUAUUGGUGAUAUCCCAGCAUGUGCUGAUCUUUGUAGUCAUAUUGGCCAUCAAGCUUGUUUUGGAUGCCGCAUAUGUCGAACCGAAGCUAUGCGGGUUAAAGCAAGUAUGUGCUAUCCCUUUACACAAGGUGGCAUUUCUACAGAAUUAAUUAGAAAACCCGAAGAUUUUAUUCAAGGAGACGAAAAAAAUGGCAUUGUUCGAAAAUCACCACUUUCCCUUUUAAAUAGUUUCCACGGCCCAUUUUUUUGGGGAUUAGACGAGAUGCAUUUCUGGGGAGCAAACGUCGGCGGCAAAAUAUGGGCAAUUAUUACUGAUGAUGGUCAAAAAUAUCAAGAUGCAAGCAACCCUCUGUUCCUUCGUGUUAAGUAUCGAGUGCUUAUAUCUGCAAAAAUGCAACAGGCCCAACAAAACAAGCACAGCUGUAGUAUUAGCGGAGCUUUCUUGGAUGUCCACAAAAAGUCCGGUUUUUUUCGCAGUGUAGACUGGAUUGAUUUUAUUGUGUUUAUAUUGCCAACUCUUGUGGUAGAAGCUCUUCAACUUCAAAAAAGAGAUGUUAUUCGAAAAGAAACAGCUUCCAAAUCAACAUCAAGAAUGUCAUUGGAUCAAUUACAUGUCUACGAGACUGCUACUGAUAAUGCAUGCAGAGCAAUUGUUUCUCUUUCUAAUGCCUGUAAAAUAACGCAGAAAUACAGCAUAUCAGAAAUCGAUUUAGUAGAUUUAAACCGUUGCAUUAAAGAAUGGCAAGAGUUUAUGAUGGCAAACUUCCACCCCAAUGUAUCCACAGUCUACAUGCACUAUAUUAAUCACCUAAGUGAUGCUAUCGCUAAUUUAGGACCUAUGCGUUUAAUAAGUGCAAGGCCACUUGAAAGACUGAUUGGAAGUAUCAAAUCUUCAAUCAAAUCACGCCAAAAGCCAAGCGAAAACGCAAGUAAUUGCGUCAAAUCUCAUUUCGCUGCUGUUUACAAAGCAAACUGGUUUCCUACAAACAGCAAUUCAAUUGUUUAUGGAAAAGAAUUAACGAAACAGAAUUGCAUAAAUCUUGUUGAAAGAUUUCAUGAAUGUUCUGAACUAGAGGGGGCAGCCAUAGAAAGAGCACUCAAUUUAAAUGAGGAAGCUCAAACAGUGGAAAGCUACUUCCCAAUCAGAAGCGGUAAAACGUUGAAGUUCGCGGGAAAACCAUCGAGCAAGGGGACUUUCCUAGUCUACUGUACACAGGCCGAUGACAGUAGGACUCUGUACAGGUGUAUCGAAAGAACAGCACAGCUGAAGUAUGGACAAGUGCUGUUCAUGUACUGUAAUGAAGGGUUGCACUUUGCCUUGGUCAAGACAGUCUUCCCAGUAAAGUACAAUGCAGAACAAGACUGUCAUUACUAA